CCGCGACGCGUCUCCAUGGCGGCGGCGAGCACCGGCCCCACAUCAGCGCCCCUGGCCCCUCUUGAAUCUGCCCCCACUCCCCCUCUGGACCCACGGCAGCCCCGGCUCGCUGUGCCCCCCCUCAGGCCGUACCGCCGGGAGCGGAGCCUGGCCCUGCGGAGCAGCAGCUCGGCCCUGUACAACAACCUGGCCGUGCUGUGCCCUCCUGCCCGGCCCCCGGCCUUCGGCACCGUGCACGGCACCAGCCUCAGCCUGCUGGGCAACGAAGGGCCCCCCCGGCAGCUGCAGGCCCGGGGAGGGGGCUCGGCCCUCAGCACCCCCCUGCUCACACAGGCCGCGUGGUGCGAGCUCCCAUCCCGGGUGCUGCUGGUGCUCACGUCCCAGCGCGGGGUCCAGAUGUACGAGUCUGACGGCUCCACCAUGGUCUUCUGGCACGCACUGCACGUCCCAGAGCACCCGGCAGCACAUUCCGUGUUCGCCCGAGGCAUUGCCGCAGCCGGCGGCCGCUUCGUCUGCGUGGGGACAUCCUCUGGGGCCGUGCUGGUGUUUGACAUCCCCCCAAAAGGGACCAACGUGACGCUGAGCGAGAUCCUGGAGCAGCACCGGGAUCCCAUCACCGACAUCGCGGCCGAGCAGGGCCAGGCCCCGGAUGGGGCCGGGGACUUGGUGACAGCCGAUGACUCCGGGACCCUCUGCCUGUGGAGUACUGGGGAGGAGUUCACCCUGCUCGGGAAGAUCCCGGGAUCUGGCUGCACCUGCUCCUCGGUGAGGCUGUGGAACGGGAUCGUGGCCGCGGGCUAUGGGAACGGGCAGAUCCGGCUGUGGGAAGCGGGGUCGGGGCAGAUCCGUGCCCAGGUGAGCGCCCACGCCCGCUGGAUCUACGCGCUCGACCUGGCACCGCUCACCGGCAAGCUCCUGUCGGGCGCAGAGGAUUCCUUCGUCCACGUCUGGCAGCUCAGCAGGGACCCGGACACUGAUGGCAUCGAGAUCCAGCACUGCCACGCCGAGUGCGUGACAGACACGCAGGUUUGUGGCGCUCGCUUCUGUGACCCCGCCGGGGACACCUUCGCUGUCACCGGCUACGACCUGAGCGAGAUCCUCUGCUACGGGCCAGCCUGAGCCGGGAGCUCCGGGAAUGUCGGGAACACCGGGAACGCCGGGAUGCUCCGGCAGCGCGGCCGUGGGCGAGGGGUGAGCACAGACCCCCCCCCGGAGCUCCGUGGGGAUGUGCGGGGGGAGCCCGGCCGGGAUCCUCCCCUGCCCAAAGCCCUCCCGAGGGCUGGGAGCUGCUCCAGCUCCACCACCCCCAGGAUCCUCCCAUGGCUCCCGCCGGCUCCGGGAUCCUCCCGUGGCCUCCCACCCUUCCCGGAGGGCGGCGUGGCUGGGAACAGACCCGGCUCAGACGGGAGGAUCCCGGGGAACCUGUGCUACCUGCUGCUCCGGCCGGGAGAGCCCCGGGCCCGGCCCAGCGUCCCGGGAUGCAACACCCGCCUGCCGCGGGUACCGGGAAGGGGAAAAAGGGGGAGGGAAGCCGGGGGAGACACGGGGUCCUGGAGGAUCCUGCAUCCCAACCCUCCGCAGGACCCCAAAUCCCGGUGGGACGCUGCAGUCCCAUGGCCACUGGCCAGAUGUUUGAGGUCCCAGCUGUGCUCUGGGGCUGGAAACAUCAGCAGCAGCUGCAGCGGGACCCCAGGGACAUCCCCAGGUCCCCUCCAGCCCCCCCCUAAAUGCCCCUG
Molecule: messenger RNA, 1736 nt
Organism: Corvus hawaiiensis (hawaiian crow)
Lineage: Eukaryota; Metazoa; Chordata; Aves; Passeriformes; Corvidae
Gene: WDR54
Product: WD repeat domain 54
Exons: 10
Coding region: 16-1119 (367 amino acids)
Biological process (GO): cilium assembly; cilium-dependent cell motility; sperm axoneme assembly
Molecular function (GO): protein binding
Source: RefSeq, a predicted model, not a curated record